UCUCUCCCAUCUCCCCUCUGAGCUCUACUAGCUGCUAACAUACCUCAUGAUCGUGUUGCGGAAUUAGCGAGUUUCUAUAUUCCCAUAAUUGUAAAAAAUCGAUUCUCAUUCGAGUUCGAUUCGACAUCGCUUUGAGAUUAUCGCAAGUUCUUCAUUGACUAAUGACGAAAUAAUAGAGGUAAUAGGGAUAGGAAAGGAAAAAGAAGAUCCUCUUUAAUUAGACCUCAAACCACCUAUUAUCAAUGCAGUCUCGAAAUCAUCAAUCGAUUGAGAAAAAGUGGAAUUAAAGUUCUUGGAGAUUUUCAAAAUGUUUUCUAGCAAAAACAGGACGAAAUCUACAUUAUUAUCCGGAACCCAUGAUCUCACUGAGUUGUUUACUUUCGAGGUAGCAAUGUACUGGGCCCUAGAAGGUCGACAUGUUUUCUACAUUACACCAACUCCUCUGGAGUCGAUACCAGCGAAAUAUCAUGACAGAAACAGCCUUGUCGUUGAAUCAUUUCAAAUGGUACAAUUUAUGUACCUGAAGGAUUAUGAAGCCUUAAUUAGCGUUCUUGUUGGUUUUCAUUCUCAUCAUAUUCGUCCAGAAGUGCUUUUAAUCGAUAAACUGGAUACCUAUAUCAGACAUCCAAAAGUAACUGGACAAAUGCUGCAUACUCACAUUGCAAAAUUAUGUGCAAUCCUUCACGAUACAAUGAACGCCUGUUCCAACAUGUCGAAAUCUCAAUGGGAAUUUCAUCUGCUGGCUUCAGUUACUCCACAGAACUUGACGAAAUCAUGCUAUCAUUUGUAUUUCGAUCAAAUUUGGAAAUUAGGCCGAGAGAAUCAUAAAUCAUUCCACCUGAUUCGUUCAGGGAAUUCUCUUGAACUUCGAGAAGUGUUUGAAUAUCAGAAAUUCAAUGAUGGGACUUUAAUUUUACAAAAAAUACUGCAAAAACUAGACAAUACUUGACGAUUCAGUAUAGAUUGUUUAAAAUUGCUAUUUUUUCAAUGAAAUUAAUUAUAAGAAUAUAUAAAAUACAUAAUAAAAAUAUGAUAAACACAGACAUGAAAUCUUGGGGCAUAUUUUGUUUAUAAUUUGAUAGCCGUAAAGGCGUGUUGAUGGUAAAAUACAAAGUAAACCAAUAAUUUUUUAUUGCAGUUUUUGCACUUCGUUUUACUAGUGUUCACCGACAGGUGAUUAUGAAUAAAAGCUUGGAAUAAUUAAUUAUCAUAUUUUAGCUUGGUGUCCAACUCUAUCAUGUCUUCUUCUACAUGGUGAUGAAUAUAAUUUCUCAACUAGUUGAUUGAUUUCAAGUAUCAUGAAGAAAGGAGAUUCGGACAAGCUAGUAAAAAGAUUUUCAUAACUUUUUACGAUCAUACUGUAGAUAAUGAAAAAUAUAAUUAAAAAAUUUCUCCAAUGAA
Molecule: messenger RNA, 1401 nt
Organism: Fopius arisanus
Lineage: Eukaryota; Metazoa; Arthropoda; Insecta; Hymenoptera; Braconidae
Exons: 3
Coding region: 308-949 (213 amino acids)
Biological process (GO): double-strand break repair via homologous recombination
Cellular component (GO): Shu complex
Molecular function (GO): single-stranded DNA binding
Source: RefSeq, a predicted model, not a curated record